Messenger RNA from Cyphellophora attinorum, 543 nucleotides. RefSeq lists its product as uncharacterized. The coding region runs from base 1 to 543 and encodes 180 amino acids. The transcript has a single exon. The record is from RefSeq and is a predicted model, not a curated record. Lineage: Eukaryota; Fungi; Ascomycota; Eurotiomycetes; Chaetothyriales; Cyphellophoraceae.
AUGGGCCAGAUUUUUGCUGGAGCAUCGAAAGUGAUGAUCUGGCUUGGCGCAACAAGUCUACAGACGUACCUUAAUAGCGCGUCCACUGGUUCGCACCCGCAGAGCAUCGCUGCGAUCUCACUGGAUACGGAUUGGGGAGAGUUUAUGAGAUCGUCAAACCCAGAUCCUGCAGCCUGGCACCUGGCGAAUCAAGUCAUGAGCAUCGUCUAUAACAACUACUGGCAGAGACUAUGGAUCAUUCAGGAAAUAGGAUUGGCGCAGAAGGUGUGUGUCAUAUAUGGCCAGAAACUCUUGACGCGUAAGCGUCUGCAGAAAAUAUACUGGGCAGCGUGCUCUGAUUCAACAGAUGUUGGAUACUAUUCGUGGCUGAACAAGCAGCGAGAUCCGAGCGUCAUUUCCACUGGUUACCAUAUGGUUGUUCGCCAUCCCAUACUCGAGAUCUCUAAGCCCAGCGUGCAUCAGAGCCUUGGUGAUCUGAGUCUGAAAUACCACCAGCAGUGCUGUUCGGAUCCACGAGACUAUGUGUACGGUCUCUCAGGCUAG